Messenger RNA from Carcharodon carcharias (great white shark), 5277 nucleotides. RefSeq names its product protein FAM135B-like. The transcript has 20 exons. The record is from RefSeq and is a predicted model, not a curated record. Lineage: Eukaryota; Metazoa; Chordata; Chondrichthyes; Lamniformes; Lamnidae. Bases 226 to 4506 code for a protein of 1426 amino acids.
AGAGAGCCAGAGUCAGGAUAUCAGCAACAUACAGAGAGGGAGAGAAAAGAGAGACUGAUUCUGGAGGAGGCAACAUGUGAAAAAUUCUAUAUUCUGCGAAAAUAACCAUGGCAACAGGAACAUUAACCAACUAAGGGAGAGAUAAUAAAAGGAGACAACAAAUCUUCCCUUUGGAAGGAGAGAGACUGCAGAUCUCUGGAAACAGGUGAUGCACUGGGACAGAUCAUGUCUGAAGUACAAGGAACUGUUGAAUUUUCAGUCGAACUGCACAAGUUCUACAAUGUUGACCUCUUUCAGCGAGGGUAUUACCAGGUGCGCACAGCACUGAAAAUCCCACCCCGAAUUCCUCACAGGCUGACAGCAACAUUUACAGGACCCACAGGUGAUUUGGUCCCCAGCCCACCCUUCGUUCACGACAACACAGUUUACAGCAAGAUAUUCCAGAUCUUAUACAGAAAUGAAGAAAUUGUAGUGAAUGAUCCCAGCCUUUUCAGAGUUCACCUCUUAUUGGACGGAGAAAGGGUGGAAGAGGCAUUGAAUGAAGUAGACUUUCAGCUGAAGCUUGACCUGCAUUUCACUGACUCUGAACAGCAAUUGAGUGACAUUGCAGGAAUACCUUUGAUCAGCAGCCGAAGACUAGGUCUUCAUUUUCAUCCCAGGAGGGGGUUACACCAUCAUGUACCUGUCAUGUUUGAUUAUUUCCACCUCUCAGUCAUAUCCGUUACUGUGCAUGCAUCGCUUGUUGCUUUACACCAGCCCUUGAUAAGUUUCCCUCGACUAAGCAAGGGGUCGUGGCUUGGUAAAAGUGGCCCAGAGAUGGAACUGGAUGUAUCAAAUCUGACUCUUGAAAACCUCAUGUUUGGGUCCAGCUACUACAAACAGCUUACGGUAGAGGGGAACACUAACGUCACCUCUGAGGGUUGCAUGCAGCAUGCGUACCGAUGGCAUGAAAGCCUCUGCCGAACAUUACUCUCUGCCUAUAAAGGACUUCUUUGCUACUUCGCUGCAAUUAUGAAACAGAUCCCUGAACUGCAUCAGAUUCAAAUGGAGGACUGCCCCAUCGAAGAAACACUGUCCCAGCUCCGCAUUAAUUUACAGGUGUUCAACAGCCCAGACAAAGUGGCAGAACAGAUCAGCAGGGACCUGGCCCAGCUCUGCUCCUGUCUUGCAGCACUGUGGAGCCAGUUCCUAGACAGCAUGACACUGCAGCCAGAUGUUACAGUCUUCCUGAGCCAAGACCAUCAUAGUCUGAGGGUAAGGAGAUUCUCAGAGGCCUUCUUCUACAUGGAGCACCAGAAACAGAUGGCACUUACAUUCCAAGAACACAUAAUCCAAAGGCACAGUCAGAUUGCAGCAGCUGUCAGAAACUCACCCUACCUCACCAGCAUGCCUCCACUGCCCAUCGAGUGCCUGGAUAUAGAUGGAGACUGGAGUAAUCUUCCUAUUAUAUUUGAAGACAGAUAUGUAGAAUCUGUUUCCAAAGCUAACGACGGGUUUGAGAGUGGCACAUCUAACAAGGAGAUCGGAUCUAAGCUGAAUCAUGUGUUCGAGACUCGCAUUUCCGAAUUUGGAAGCUUACCAGUCGGUGUGAAAGGGUACCAGCAAAUACAAGAUAGUGGUUUGACUUCUGAGGCCUUGAAGAUGCUUGCAGCAAGGACAUCUGGGAUACGGACACUGAAUGAGACCGUUUCCUUGGAAAUGAUGUACAACUCUGUGGAUUUGGCUGCUUUUGCCAGCCAAGAAUAUGAUGAAUUCACUGAGAAUGAAGUCAAAAGUGUUCGGAGCUCAGAUGUAGAAAGGUUUGUUGGGCAGUGUCAAGGGGAGCUCUCUACAAUCUAUGAAAAUCAUACUGAGUCACUCAGAUUGAAUGAAAAGUCACUGAAUUCUGAGCAGCAAGAAUCUGCCCCGGAACCUAAUGAUGCAACAUCAAUGAAAAAGUCUAAGUCAACUUCAGGCUUGAUGUAUAUUGAGGUAAAACCCAGCAUCAAGGAUCCUUAUUGUGGUGAGCCAGUGUUAGUAGUUUGCUCUCCAAGUGUAACAAAUGCCAAUGAAUCAUCAGCCUCCAACAGCUGUGAAAUAAGUGAGAGAGAGGAAUUCAGCGAACUGGGUCUGGACUUGUCGCAUUCUCUUGUUAACUCUGAGCAUGUGGACAGUGAAUCUGUUGAGCACGAACCUAUACGAAAAAGAAUUGAGUGUGCUGACUAUCCCGUUAUAUCUGGGGUCAUGAAACGAUCUCUUUCAUUAAUAUCUGAUUCUGGAAUAGAGAGUGAACCCAGUUCAGUGGCUUGGUCAGAGAUGCGUAGACCUCUGGAUUUAUCUAGUGACCGCGACCUUGUUCAGCAAAUAGUCAGAGCACAAGCAAUGCAUAGGAACUCGCUGGAGGGUGGUCAGACUGAAAGUGGCACCAGUCUGCCAAGUGGAAUUCAGGCUUCUUUGACUUCAAUCAGUUCAUUGCCUUUCGAGGAUGAAGAGGAGGUGGAACUCAGCAAAUUGACUAAAUCAGUCUCAGCCCCGCAGAUCAGUAGCUCAGAUCAAACAGGUGAAACUCCCGAAUCUUUAGCGCAGCAUCAAACUGUUGGUAAAAAACAAUGGGUUAGUGGGCAUCUCUCAGAAAAGUCAGAGGAAGGGAAAUGUCAGACACAGUCAGUUCAAAGAGAUGGCAGUGGUGACUUUGCUUCCCCUACAGAUGAAGAGAUCCUGCAAGACAGUUUAGAAGAUUCAGUGCUGAGCAGUGGCAGCAAGACAGGGUCUGCUGAAAAGAUUGCCAUUCCAGCGAUAGAUCAGUGGUUUUCCUCUGAAGUGAAUAGUGAUAACCAUCAUCAUGCGAAUGUAUUCAAUGCCGAUGGCCUUAACGAUUCAACAAAUGACACUGUUAAAGAGCUUGUGUGUAAGAAAGUGGAUCUUAAUAGAUUAUUGGAUACAGAUGUUAAUAUUUCUGACCCUGACAGUCACACAGAAGAGAUUAGAUGUUUACAACAUCCUCUUUCUGAUGAGCAGCAGAAUGACCAAUAUGGAUCAUUUGGUGACAAGUUGCCAAAUGCUGAAUAUGUUCUGAACAGUGGUGAUGAAAUGUACAAAUUGACUGCACAACCCGACCCGUCAACAGAACCUCUGGAACUGAGCACAGCUGCGUACAGUGACGUCCCUUUGACAGACGGAAUGUAUCAUGAAGAUGUACCCUGCCUACACAAAGGAAAACUAGAAACUGGAAUUAAAAUGGACCAGCAUUCUGAUAGUUCUAUCCUGUUACAAGAUGAGGGUGAAAAACUGUCGGCUGGGAACAGCAACGGUGAACUUCCACCUCUGGUUGAUGGUGGAACUUCUUCUGGAACGGGUAGCUCAGGCAUGGUGUUUGAGAAGAAGAACAUGGUUGAGGUGGUGAAUCUUUCUGUUUCUUGCACAGCUACGUGUCUGCCAUUUUCUUCCAUGCUCAGGGAUUCUCCGGUUGCCUUUCCUUCAAAGCAAUUGGCGUCUCCCAUUACCAGGCAACCCAUCGGCUCUUUUGGAGUCGUCUCAGCUAAUUCACAGGGUGCUGAUGCAGAAGCCAACGAGAGAAUGGUGAGUUUCGUUCAGGCCAAAGGCGAGCUGCUAAAGGGACUGAAGUUUGAUGGUGUAUUGUACAGUGACCUGCCUCUUCUGGCUUCUGAUAUCCCUUACUUCACCCCAGAAGAGGAGGAGGAGGAGAAUUUGGAGGAGGGAAUCCACCUGAUUAUUUGUGUUCAUGGAUUGGAUGGUAACAGCGCAGAUCUACGACUUGUGAAGACCUUUAUUGAGCUAGGGCUUCCUGGUGCCAAACUGGAUUUCUUAAUGUCUGAAAGGAACCAGAGUGACACCUUUGCUGACUUUGAUGCAAUGACGGAUCGACUCUUGGAUGAGAUUAUUCAACAUAUCCACCUCUACAAUCUGACAAUAUCCAGAAUAAGUUUCAUUGGCCACUCACUGGGUAACAUCAUCAUUCGCUCAGUGCUGACACGGCCAAGGUUUCGAUGUUACCUCAACAAGCUGCAUACUUUCCUGUCACUGUCUGGGCCACAUCUGGGAACACUUUAUAAUAACAGUACGCUGGUUAGUACAGGCCUUUGGCUCAUGCAGAAACUGAAAAAGUCUAGCUCACUGUUGCAACUAACCUUCAAAGAUCAGGCUGACCCUCGCAAGACUUUCCUGUAUAAACUCAGUGAAAAACCAGGGCUGCAAUACUUCAAGAAUAUUAUGCUGGUGGCAUCGACGCAGGAUCGCUACGUUCCUUUUCAUUCCGCCCGGAUUGAAAUGUGUAAGACAGCUUUGAAAGAUAGACAGACUGGUUGUGUCUAUACUGAAAUGAUCAACAAUCUCCUUCGGCCAGUGACGGAGGCUGAGGACUGCACUCUGCUCCGCUACGAUAUUUUCCACGCACUGCCAAACACUGCCAAUGCGCUGAUUGGAAGGGCAGCUCACAUUGCCGUCCUUGACUCUGAACUGUUCCUGGAAAAAUUCCUGCUGGUGGCAGGAUUAACCUACUUCAAGUAGCACUCCCAGUUUCUGCUCCUCACUCACAGUACCCCAAAGCGUUUCAACAUUUCCAGGUGCUUUCUUGUAGGAAAGCACUGACUGAGUCGGUAUUGAUUCUUUAUUACAAAUAUCCAUAUAUUAAUCCAUGUGAUCAAUAUGAUUGUAUUGUAAAUAGUACUAAAAAAUAAUUUACAUUUCAGAUUGAAUCUAUCUAAAAAUACUUUUCCUGCCUUAAAAUACACAGAGAAAUUAAGCAAAGGCUUUCUAUGAAAAACAACUUGAGUAGGCGAUUCUGAUUUAUCUUUUUAUUUAUUGUUUAACUGUCACCGUGUCUGUCUCCACAUGAAAAAGAAUGGAUGUUGGUUGCUCCUCUCUAGAAUGAACACAGCACUGCAUUGGUUGCUCAGAUGAAACUCGUAACUUUGGGUAAAAGCAAAAUGGAAUGUAUGCCAUCUGACAAAUGCAUGCCCGUACCUGUACCAGUUUAAGCCCACGUGCCCCCACAGCAGCCUACUUUGCCACAUAUGUGCACUUCGAUAAGAGCCAUUUCAUGCAGUGAAGAGAGACCUGCAGAACAAUGGGUGAAGAAGAGUAAUCACAAGUGAGCAGGCUUAUUGUAGGAUGUGGGUGACAUCAAGUAAUGAGCAAACAUUACCUGAAGCCCAACUAUGAAUUUGGAAAAUUAAUCACUCCCUAUGCAUCUGCCAUUUCUUAUAUUAGUACAGAGGUGGCGGCAGGAUUUUUCAUGGCCACAUUGAGAGAUUCAUGAUUAAAACCAAACUUUAAUUA